This is a messenger RNA of Octopus sinensis (East Asian common octopus), 707 nucleotides long. Its product is annotated as chromosome-associated kinesin KIF4B-like. Gene Ontology annotation, molecular function: microtubule motor activity. The transcript is spliced from 7 exons. NCBI's taxonomy places the organism in Eukaryota, Metazoa, Mollusca, Cephalopoda, Octopoda, Octopodidae. Gene Ontology annotation, biological process: microtubule-based movement; mitotic spindle organization. Bases 51 to 707 code for a protein of 218 amino acids. The record is from RefSeq and is a predicted model, not a curated record.
GUUCUAUUUCUUAGAUCCUGAAAACCAACCGAGUUAAUCUCAUAAAGAAAAUGAAGAAAGAAGCUGGCGUUUACCGUAGUUGGAAAAUGAAAAAAGAUGUGGAAGUUAACAAGCUUCUACAGAAUGACCGAAAAAGACAAUUUGAAAUCCAAAAGCUACAAAGAGCUCAAGAAAAGCAGCAGGCCAUACUUAAAAGGAAAUCUGAAGAGGCUGCAGUUGCAAACAAAAGAUUAAAAGAGGCAUUAAAGAAGCAAGCUCUUGUCAGGAAUGAUCGCAACAAUAAUUUUGAAAGAUAUGACGCUAGUGCAAAUGCAACAAAAUUAAAGACACUAUUGGAACAAGAAUUGGAAGUGAAAGUUCGAGUCCAGGAAGCAAAAUACCACUUAAAGAAUUUGGUUGAAGACCGAAAAACUUUGUCUUUGGAGUUGAGGCGCUUGAAAAAUUCAGAUCCACCUACAAAGAAACGUAUAACAACUGAUGGUGAUGGCAGUCCAAAGGAGGUGAACAUUAGUAUCAUAAAGUUAACUGAUGAAAUUAAUGACAGAAAUGUUCAAAUUGCCACUCUUCAAUCAGAAAUCCAAGAGGCAGAAAAUGAUAAAUUCAAAGGAUGUGUUGAAACAAUCCGUAGCAUCAACGAUUCUAAAGUUCUUUUGAACUUUUUAAUUGAGAAGAUAAGAUUUUUAUAUUUUUCUUAUCUCAACCGUUAA